Molecule: messenger RNA, 357 nt
Organism: Letharia lupina
Lineage: Eukaryota; Fungi; Ascomycota; Lecanoromycetes; Lecanorales; Parmeliaceae
Exons: 2
Coding region: 1-357 (118 amino acids)
Source: RefSeq, a predicted model, not a curated record
AUGGGGUAUCAUGUUGAUUCAGCAUUCCUACCAGUUCUAUUCUCCUUUGGAGAUGAGCCUCAUCUUGCCGAGAGCGGUGCAAUCAACGUCGCUACAGAAAGCUUGGGAGCAUACGCCCUAGAUGCAAAGAACCAAUAUACGGUCACAGAAACAAAUAAAGGAAUGGAGAUUGUCACGAGAAAGACCAACUUUCUCACAGAAAAGACAGCAGAAUUCGCCGAGAAAUCGACAAUGGACAACACGGUGAUCAAAUGGAUCACUAUCGUAUCCCUCUUCUAUCUUCCGGGUAGCUUUGUGACUGUUAUGGAGUGGUCGUUCUUCUGGUCCAGCCGCCUGAACGAAGAUGGCAUUGGUUAA